Messenger RNA from Eptesicus fuscus (big brown bat), 1512 nucleotides. RefSeq names its product stromal cell derived factor 4 (gene SDF4). Bases 140 to 1207 code for a protein of 355 amino acids. The record is from RefSeq and is a predicted model, not a curated record. Gene Ontology annotation, molecular function: calcium ion binding. Gene Ontology annotation, biological process: calcium-ion regulated exocytosis. The transcript has 7 exons. NCBI's taxonomy places the organism in Eukaryota, Metazoa, Chordata, Mammalia, Chiroptera, Vespertilionidae. Gene Ontology annotation, cellular component: endoplasmic reticulum.
CCCAGCCCGGAGCCCCGCCUCUUCCCGGAAGAAAGAUGGCCGCGGCCUAGCCGAGUCCGGCUGGAGGCGUCACAGCUUCGGCGGCUCCCGGGCGCUCCUGGCCACACGCGCAGGCGCCCCGCGGGCCGGACCCGGGGCCAUGGCGUCCAGGCCAGCUCCCUGCUGUGGCCUGGCUCCUCGCUGCCUCUGGCUCCUGGGCCUCUUCCUGCUGAUGGACGCGUCCGCCCGGCCUGCCAACCACUCGUCUGCCCGGGACAGAGGCGGCCGCAGGGAGGACAAUGAGAUCCUGCCCCCUGACCACCUGAACGGGGUGAAGCUGGAGAUGGACGGGCACCUCAACAAGGACUUCCACCAGGAGGUCUUCCUGGGGAAGGACACGGACGGGUUCGAGGAGGACGCGGAGCCUCGGAAGAGCAGGAGGAAGCUGAUGGUCAUCUUCUCCAAGGUGGACGUGAACGGGGACAGGAGGAUCAGCGCCAAGGAGAUGCAGCGCUGGAUCGUGGAGAAGACGGCCGAGCACUUCCAGGAGGCCGUGGAGGAGAGCAGGGCGCACUUCCACGCGGUGGACCCGGACGGCGACGGCCGCGUGUCCUGGGAGGAAUACAAGGUGAAGUUCUUGGUGAGCAAAGGCCACAACGAGAGGGAAGUUGCUGAGAAGAUAAAGAACAACCAGGAGCUGAAAGUGGACGAGGAGACACAGGAAGUCCUGGAGAACCUCAGAGACCGCUGGCACCAGGCGGACAACCCCCCGCCGGACCUGCUGCUGACCGAGGACGAGUUCCUGUCCUUCCUGCACCCCGAGCACAGCCGCGGCAUGCUCAGGUUCAUGGUCAAGGAGAUCGUGCGGGACCUGGACCAGGACGGUGACAAGCAGCUCUCGCUGUCUGAGUUCAUCUCCCUGCCCGUGGGGACCGUGGAGAACCAGCGCGGCCAGGACAUGGACGACAGCUGGGUGAGGGACAGGCGGAAGGAGUUUGAGGAACUGAUUGACUCCAACCACGACGGAAUCGUGACCAUGGCAGAGCUGGAGGAGUACAUGGACCCCAUGAACGAGUACAACGCCCUCAACGAGGCCAAGCAGAUGAUCGCCAUCGCGGACGAGAACCAGAACCAGCACCUGGAGCCCGAGGAGGUGCUCAAGUACAGCGAGUUCUUCACGGGCAGCAAGCUGGUGGACUACGCCCGCAGCGUGCACGAGGAGUUCUGAGCGGCGGCCGGGGCCGCCCACACGCUGCUCUUCGCUUCUGAGAACUGGAGCCGCCACGGCACUGACCACGGGCCACAGCUCACCCGCCCGCGUGGGAGCAGCUUCGGGUUCCUGGGAGCUGUGAGGCUGGGCGUGGUGACCUGUUCCCUGGGGAUCAGCGCGGCCGCAGGCGGCGCCCGAGCUGCCCUCCGUCCCCGGGAGUCACGGACCUGCGCAGAGCCACACUAACUUAUUUAAAGUGUAGUCUCUCUUCCUCCCAGCUUUAUUUUUUGGGGACAAAAGUGCAUAAACGGUAAUUCAGAACA